This is a messenger RNA of Mobula hypostoma (lesser devil ray), 2590 nucleotides long. RefSeq names its product WD repeat domain 75 (gene wdr75). Bases 42 to 2522 code for a protein of 826 amino acids. The record is from RefSeq and is a predicted model, not a curated record. NCBI's taxonomy places the organism in Eukaryota, Metazoa, Chordata, Chondrichthyes, Myliobatiformes, Myliobatidae. The transcript is spliced from 21 exons. Gene Ontology annotation, cellular component: nucleolus. Gene Ontology annotation, biological process: positive regulation of transcription by RNA polymerase I; positive regulation of rRNA processing. Gene Ontology annotation, molecular function: protein binding; RNA binding.
UCUGAUGCGCCGGUGAUGUCAGAGGUCGGAGGUCGGGCAAGAUGGUGGAGACCGUUGUCGCGCCGCCGGUGCGCCUGGUUUCUUACGGAGGCAACAAGAUCAACUACCGCAAGCCUGUCUUUUCGAUCGACAGCAAGUAUUUGUUUUGUGCAUCAGGAGACCUUGUGAAAGUAUAUAGCACUACCACAGAGGAAUGUAUACAUGAAUUGCAAGGUCAUAAGAAUCUGGUUACAGGCAUACAGCUUAAUCCACAAAACCAUUUGCAGCUAUACUCUGCAUCAUUGGAUGGCACCAUCAAACUUUGGGACUUCACUGAUGGAAUCUUAAUAAGAACAUUUUCAGUGAAUGUAAAACUACUUGCGUUAUACGCACCUGCUGUUGGUCCAAACACAAUCUUUGCUAUUAUUCCAAGUGUUAAAGUGUUUCAGCUGGUGUCCAUCAACCUGCCUAAGUCAACUUCCCAAGAAGUUGAUGCAAAAGAAUUUUCUGUCAUUUUGGAGGAUGUAUGUGAGUCACCAAAAUUAACUGCUUUUGGAAGAGAGGGUGCAUAUGUUGCUUCAGUUAAAAAACUUGAGCUCCAAGUGUUUUUCUUCAAGAAGAAAAAGCACUUAAGGUUUCCUUUGAGUGCUAAAUAUUGCAAAAGAAGUACUAAUGCCUUCACCUGUGUAGCCUGUCAUCCAAAGGAAGACUGUAUAGCAACAGGUCACCAAGAUGGCAAAAUCCGUCUCUGGUGGAAAUUUAAUGACAAAAAGGAGUAUACAUACUCUUCACUGCAUUGGCAUCAUGAGGCCGUCAAUGACUUGAUCUUCUCAACAGAAGGUACCAUUUUGCUGAGUGGUGGAAUAGAGGCUGUAUUAGUUCGGUGGUGGUUUGGUUCAGAAUCGAAAAAAGACUUCCUACCUCGUCUUGGUGACGCCAUUGAGCAUAUUGCAACCUCUCCCGAUGGUGCCUUCCAUUCCACAUCCCAUGGUGAUAAUAGAAUAGUUAUUAUAAGAAGCAAUCUGCGGCUCUCUGCUAUAAUUCAGGGUUUGGUUAAAGGUCAGGAAGUUUUGACUGGUUUGAUGAUUGAUCCAAGGAGCAAAGCUUUGGUUCUAAAUGGAAAACCGGGGCAUUUGCAGUUUUACUCACUUCAGACUGACAAGCAAUUAUACAAUCUGGAUAUUGUGCAAGAGGAGUAUAUCCACCAGUUAGGGCUAAACCAGACAAAGGUUGUCAAGGCAGCGUUUGAUCUUCAUGGUACAUGGUUAGUCACUGUGGAAGAAAGAGUGGAUGAUGAAACUGAAAUUGAGCAACAGAUGAAGCUUUGGACCUAUAACGAGAAGAAGCAGAGUUUUGUCCUCAAUACCACAAUCUGCACACCACAUGAAAACCAUAUCUCAAAUGUAUGCUUUCAAAAUGUGGAUGAUUCUAGAAGUCCACCUACUUUGGUAACAUCUAGCUUGGACGGUCGGUUUAAAGUCUGGAUUCUAGGAGAUGAUUCCGAUAUCUAUCAAAAGAGCGAAUGCUGGACAUGUGACUUUGUAGGAACGUAUCAUAAACUGCAGGCUACAAAUAGUUGUUUCUCUGAAGACGGUUCCCUACUUGCUGUCAGUUUUGAACAAAUCAUUACUCUGUGGGAUGCAAAUACUUGGGACCUGAAAUAUACUUUCUGUCAGCCACCAGCGAAUAUACGGCAUCUUGCCUUUGGAAGACUUAGUUGUUCAAAGUACCUGCUUGCUUCAACUGAUAAUGGGUUUCUCUGUUGCUGGAAUCUUUUGUGCUGCACUUUGGAAUGGAGCACACAGCUGAAUGUAAUGUCUUUGCAAGUUGAUCCUCUCUCUGAGAAUGUUGCUGUGUUUUCAGACCUUCGUAGGAACAUAGACUUGUUUGUUUUUAAGCCCAAUGAGCCACGACCCUUGUACAUGCAGAAGAAUGUGUGUGAUGUUCCAGUCAAGUCGGCUGUCUUUGUUCCCAGAGAACUGGCUGAGGACUGUAGUUCAGAGAACCAGCAGUGGUUAGCCAGAUCACAGCUUUACUUCCUCACAGAUUCCCAGGACCUAAUGACAUUCAGUACAAAAUCAGAAGAAGAACGACUAACACUAUCCAGCAAGCAGUUGGUGACAGAAGAAAAUGCUCUGAUGACUCCUUUCCAUGUGUUGCUUGGAAAACAGCAGCAACAUCAAAUAAAAUCUGGGUUAGAAGCAGAACAAACCGCACUGCCUGAAGGAUCUACUGCAAUUAAUGAGAUGCUUCAUACACCAGCUCAUGUUCUGCCAAAUGCAUCAUUUCUUUGUUCGAUGUUUAUGAAUUCGUUACUGAUUCCUAAGGAGGACAAAAGCUCAAAAGAAGAACAAGAGGAGGUGGAAAUAGAGAGUGAAAAAGAGGAAGAUGAAUCGGAUAUGGAGACAGAUCUGUUUGAAGAUAAGCAAGAGGUGCAAAAAGUAUAUUCAUCUGAAGAACUUUUACCCAAAUUGACUAAAUCUGAGGAAAAAGAACUAAAAAAACUUGAGAGGACUAAUUAUGGCUGGCUAUUUACUGUAUAGACUGGAGAGAUCAAUUUCUGCUGGUGACCUAAAGAAAUGUAAUUUUGUACUAAAUAUUUUACAACAUA